AAAAAACGAAUUUUUGUUUGCUGUGAUGGCACGUGGAACGACAGCAUCAGUACUGACAGUCCUCUCACCAACGUGUCACGAUUUGCAAGAUGUGUCAAAGAAGUGGCGAAGGAUGGAACGAUGCAGAUCGUGUACUAUCAUACUGGAAUUGGCACUGGUACAAGCAAGUUUGCCUCUGCUAUUGAUGGCGCUACUGGCAGAGGAAUCCACGCCAAUGUUCGCGAUGCUUACAGCUUCAUCUGCAACAAUUUCAAUUUCGACCACGGCGAAGAUGAGAUAUUCUUAGUCGGCUUCUCACGUGGUGCAUUUACUGUCCGCUGUGUCGCAGCAUUGAUUGACUGUAUUGGUCUGCUCAAGAAAAGGGGUCUAAUACACCUUCAUGAAUUGUACAGACUUUGGACACAGCCCAGUAAAUUGCCGCGAGUUGACACACAUGUUCCAGAGACCGUCGAGCUCGCAUUACAUGCGCUCGCUCUCAAUGAACAUCGGAAGCAUUUUUCCCCCGACCUAUGGACAUCGCACAAUCCUCAAGAGACCCUACUGAAACAAUGUUGGUUUCUCGGUGCUCACUCAGAUAUCGGCGGUGGCAAUGAAGACUCAGGUCUGGCAUCCAUGACCCUGAUAUGGAUGAUUUCCCAGCUGUCUUCAGCUACUGGCGCGGAAUUUGAU
This is a messenger RNA of Aureobasidium namibiae CBS 147.97, 669 nucleotides long. RefSeq lists its product as uncharacterized. The record is from RefSeq and is a predicted model, not a curated record. The transcript is spliced from 3 exons. The annotation marks the transcript as partial. NCBI's taxonomy places the organism in Eukaryota, Fungi, Ascomycota, Dothideomycetes, Dothideales, Saccotheciaceae.